This is a messenger RNA of Engraulis encrasicolus (European anchovy), 3006 nucleotides long. It is a transcript of the gene ptprna, whose product is annotated as protein tyrosine phosphatase receptor type Na. Lineage: Eukaryota; Metazoa; Chordata; Actinopteri; Clupeiformes; Engraulidae. Gene Ontology annotation, biological process: regulation of secretion; protein dephosphorylation; insulin secretion involved in cellular response to glucose stimulus. Gene Ontology annotation, cellular component: secretory granule; synapse. Bases 1 to 2676 code for a protein of 891 amino acids. Gene Ontology annotation, molecular function: protein tyrosine phosphatase activity. The record is from RefSeq and is a predicted model, not a curated record. The transcript has 22 exons.
AUGGCUGCAGGUUCCAGACACCCGCGACUCUGGAGAGUCGUGCUUCUCCUGACCGUGUGCUAUCAGGUCGGCUUGUCCACCAGAUACGACCGGUUAUUUGGCCAGUGUGUGAGCUCUCCUGAGGAGCGUGUGCAGUACCAGCUGACGGUGCCCAUUCUGCAGAGACUACAGCAGGUGCUGAAGGAGCUCAUGCAGCACGGUCUGUCCUGGCAUAAUGAUGUCACCCAGAUCAUCAUCGCCAAGGAGCUGGGUAGAGUGCCCCACUCUCUCUCUCUCUCUCUCCCUCUCUCCCCAAGACCCCAGCAGCAGGCUCCUGUGUCCUCCAAGGGCUCCUACUCCAGUGCUGCCUCCAAGGGUGCCAACUCCCUCCCCCUCCCCCCCAGCUAUGAGGACUACAUGAUCGUGGACCCCCCACAGACAUCCAUGCACAUGCAGGCCAUACCUGUGGACCCCUACUCCUACCACCAGCAUGGCUACCCAGAGGACACAGAGCGCGGCCUGCCCUCCAUGGGCCCAGUAGGGUACCACCAGCCCUCCUCCUCCUCUCGCUCCUCAAAGAGGGAGCGUGAGCGCGAGCGUCAGCUGCUGCAGGAGCUGCUGCUGGCCGACUACCUGGCCUCCGCCGCGCAGCCCGCCUUCCACCACCAGGGGUCCUCGUCACGGCUCCCGCCGGCCGGCCACUACUAUGACAACAUGGACCUCCUGCCCGACUACGCCGACCCCUACCAGCCCAUGCCCAUGCCCAUGCCCAUGCCCAUGCCCGCCUCCCGGCCCCGGGCACAGCUGAGGCCCGCAGCCCCCGCACAGCAGCAGCCCGCACAGGACUACAGCGCCCUCCUCGCUGACAUGGACGAUGAGACGUUGGAGCGUUUGGCGGCCAUCUUGGAAAGUCUCCGCGUGGACCCCAGACAGCUGACACCUCAGGAGCUCUACACUCUAUCUGCUGCCAUACAGAAACAACAGCAGAAAAACACAGCUGCCCCGCUGACCUCCAGCACGGCCUCCCCGCCUCUCACCCCCUCCGCUGGGGGCUCGUCCAGGCUGGGGGCCGGGGCCGCCGGGGUGUCCAUGGUGGAGCUGGAGCUCAAUGAGAAAGGGCACAAAAUAGAGGAGGGACAUACACACACACAUGGCAGAGAGGAGUACGGCUACAUCGUCACCAACCAGAGUCCUCUGAGCCUGUAUGAUGGAGUUCGUCUCCUGGAGACUCUUGCGCGCAGGAUCCACCUCAGCACUAGCAGCUUCAUCAACAUCAGUGUGGUGGGUCCAGCCCUGACGUUCCGCAUCCGGCAGAACUCCCAGAACAUGAGUGCAGAGGACGUAGCCAACAAAGCAGUGGCUGAGAAGAACUUUCUGGAAGGCGAGACGGGCCUGAAGAUUGUCCAGACGGGUGUGGGUGAGAGGAAUGAGGGUCCAGGUCUGGCCCAGGCCGUGCGCGUGGGUGAGAGCUCUCGAGGAGUGGUGCUGGGCCUAGUUGCUAUGGCCUGUGUGGGCGGAGUCCUGGUGGUUGCCAUGGGUGUGGCCUGUUUCCGUUACCAUGGACGCCAGCAGGAGGAGAGGAAGCUGGGCCUGGGACCGGAGGGAGGAGCCGAAACACACUUUGACUACCAGGAGCUGUGUCGUCAACACAUGGCGGCUAAGUCCUUGUUCAGUCGUUCGGAGGCAGGCGGGCGGCGGGGCACGGACACGUCUCGCGUCAGUAGCGUGUCGUCUCAGUUCAGCGACGGCCCUCAGCACAGCCCCAGCAGUCACAGCAGCACCCCCUCCUGGAGCGAAGAGCCAGCGCAGUCCAACAUGGACAUCUCCACUGGACACAUGAUACUGGCGUACAUGGAGGACCACCUGCGUAAUAAGGACCGGCUCCAGAAGGAGUGGGAGGCCCUCUGCUCCUACCAGGCCGAGCCCAGCUCCACUGAGGUGGCCCUCAGCACACACAACAUGGACAAGAACCGAUAUCAGGACUUUAUACCCUAUGAUCACGCCCGUGUGAAGCUGAAGGCUGAGAACCACCCCAACAAGGAAGACUACGUCAACGCCAGCAUCAUAAUCGACCAUGACCCUCGCCUGCCCGCCUACAUUGCUACUCAGGGACCCAUGGAGCACACCAUCACAGACUUCUGGCAGAUGGUAUGGGAGAACGGCUGCACUGUGAUCGUGAUGAUGACGGCCCUGGUGGAGGAUGGAGAGAAGCAGUGUGAACGCUACUGGCCUGACGAGGGAUCCUCACUCUACCACAUCUACGAGGUGAAUCUGGUGUCGGAGCACAUCUGGUGUAAGGACUUCCUGGUGCGUAGCUUCUACCUGAAGAACGUGCAGACGCAGGAGACGCGCACCCUCACACAGUUCCACCUCCUCAGCUGGCCCUGUCAGGGCAUCCCCUCCUCAGUACGCCCCCUGCUGGACUUCCGCAGGAAGGUGAACAAGUGCUACAGAGGUCGCUCCUGCCCCAUCAUCGUCCACUGCAGUAAUGGAAGUGGCAGGACCGGCACCUACAUCCUCAUCGACAUGGUUCUCAACCGCAUGGCUAAAGGAGUAAAAGAAAUUGACAUUGCAGCCGCACUGGAGCACAUUCGUGAUCAGAGAGCAAAUAUGGUUCGCACUAAGGACCAGUUUGAGUUUGCUCUGACGGCGGUAGCAGAGGAGGUCAAUGCCAUCCUUAAGGCCCUGCCCCAAUGAUCACAUCCACGCCAGCCUGAAACGCCCCUCUGUGCCAUAUUACCACACACACACACACACACACACACACACACACACACACACACACACACACACACACACACACACACACACACACACACACACACACACACACACACACAGACCCUAAUUAGACAUAAUCUAUGACGGCUUCCUGAAUAGUGCAUGCUCUCCAGCAACACAGUGGCAGUUGCCCUCUCUUAGCCGUGUGCAGGGGCGUAGCAGCAAAUUGUGGGCCCUAGGAACAAUCAGCUCCAAUGGACCCCCCUCAGCCAUAUCUCUACAUCAGGGGUUCCCAACCUUUUUUCA